Messenger RNA from Soboliphyme baturini, 588 nucleotides. Lineage: Eukaryota; Metazoa; Nematoda; Enoplea; Dioctophymatida; Soboliphymatidae. The record is from the annotation of a GenBank genome assembly.
CGGGUGCUCAUUUUCCGUCAAUAUCAAAGAAAGCGACGAGAGCAAAUGCGUUUGAUGAAACUGGCGCGUAGAGGCGGCAGUUACUAUGUACCUGAUGCUCCUAGAUUGGCAUUUGUGAUCCGUAUUCGUGGUAUUAAUGGCGUUCAUCCUCGCGUACGCAAAAUACUCCAACUGUUCCGACUCCGCCAGAUCAAUAAUGGGGUGUUUAUGAAGAUCAACAAAGCGACAGUGAACAUGCUUCGCAUAGUUGAACCGUAUAUUGCAUGGGGAUAUCCAAAUAUGAAAACUGUUCGAGAGCUGAUUUAUAAACGAGGAUUCGUGAAAGUUAAUGGCCAGCGAGUGCCCAUUUCUGACAACAGAGUGAUCGAAAAGCAGUUAGGUAAGCACGACAUUAUUUGUAUUGAAGACUUGAUCCACGAAAUAUUCACAGUGGGGUCAAAUUUCAAAUACGCCAGCAACUUUCUCUGGCCCUUUAAGCUUAACAAUCCCCGUGGUGGCUGGAGAAAAAAGGCUAACCAUUUUGUUGAAGGCGGUGAUUUUGGAAACAGAGAAACAAAGAUAAACGAUCUAUUGAGACGAAUGAUUUAG